AUGCGACACAUCAAGUCCCAAGACCACGUAGCAUUUGAUUUUUCAGUCAAUAGUAAAACUAUUGUCGAGUAUCGUAAAAAUAAUAUUAAAAAUAAAUACCCAGGUUCUGAAGAAGACACACUAAUUUCCUCCCAUACAUUAGGAAGACUGUCAUUUCCAACAAAGCUUUGGUAUAAGCUUCAAAAAUUUUGCUAUCGACGUCAAUUUUAUCAAACAAUUUUUCCAAAAUUCCAAAAAUCAAUGUUUUGUUAUCAAAAUGAACAAGAUCGUCUUUUAAAAUACUUGCUGAGAAAUUCUUUAGCCGAGGGAGAGACCGCCGCUUGAUGGCAAGCCAGCGUAAUACCUGCCGUCCAACUUUCGGGAGAGACAUUUAUCGCUUUAGUAAAUAGCUCCCACUUGAUUGGCGGCAAAGGUUUCGGAUAUUUGUAAGAAAAUAUUCUCAAGCAUUCCAUCAUAAUUUUUUUCUUCUCCGUGUUCAAAUUCUC
Messenger RNA from Cotesia congregata, 485 nucleotides. The record is from the annotation of a GenBank genome assembly. Lineage: Eukaryota; Metazoa; Arthropoda; Insecta; Hymenoptera; Braconidae.